CUAUUGUUGUUUGCAUGUACGUACAUAAAUAGGCCGCCUGCUUUGUCAGGUUUUACUCUUGUCGAGUGAGUUUUUUCUAAGCAGCUAGCUAGCUGAACUAUCCAAAGAUGGCAGAGCACACUGCUCGCUUCACAAUGAGGUCUCUUCAGCAGCUACAGCUAUGGCAAAAAUGCAAACAAAUACUGUCUCGUCGCCUGCUUCUUGUCAACACUGGGACAUGUUGUGCAUUGUAUACUGUUGGAGACCUACUGCAGCAACGAAUAGAAGGCUGUGAGAAGAUCGACUGGAGGAGAACAGGGCGAAUGGCUACACUGGGAUUUUGCAUGGGGCCUCUCAACCACUCAUGGUACUUACUCUUGGACAGAGCUAUUUUGGGACAUGGUCUCAGAAUUGUGGGCAAGAAAGUCCUUGCAGACCAGCUAGUGAUGGCUCCUAUAUGUUGCAGUGUCUUUUACGUAGGAAUGUGUGUAUUAGAAGGCCGAGGAAAAGAAGAUAUAAGAACUGAAUUACAAUCUAAAUUCUGGCCGACCUAUAAGACGGACUGGAAGUUGUGGCCUGCGGCACAGGUGAUUAACUUCUAUUUCGUUCCCUCCCAUCUUCGAGUUACAUACGUCAACGUUGUGACGUUGUUCUGGACCGUCUACCUCUCUUACAUGAAACACAAGUCUGAGUUAAUGGCCGAAUCAGAGCACAGCAGCACAACCAGCACAGCCGCCCCCUCCGCCCCCUCUCAAGUACCCUCUGUAAUUACAGAAACUGUUUUGGUUGACUCUAACAACAGAUAAUGUCUCGUUAACGUUUACCACUCAAUUAUUAUAUACAGACAGUAGCAGGCUCAUAUUUUAGCUCAUCUUUACAUAAUUAUUGUAGCUGCUCAUGAUAAUAUCGUUUGUUAUAAUUUUAUGUGAAGUGGCACUUUUCUAUGUGCUCUUGUUUUUUUUUGUUUUUGUAUAUGAACAUAAUAAUUUAAUUCAAAAGAAAUUA
Molecule: messenger RNA, 984 nt
Organism: Halichondria panicea
Lineage: Eukaryota; Metazoa; Porifera; Demospongiae; Suberitida; Halichondriidae
Product: mpv17-like protein 2
Exons: 5
Coding region: 108-785 (225 amino acids)
Biological process (GO): mitochondrial ribosome assembly; cellular response to reactive oxygen species
Cellular component (GO): membrane; mitochondrion; cytoplasm
Source: RefSeq, a predicted model, not a curated record